UGUUGAAGCGUUAUUAAAUUCUGAAUAUAAUAUGCAAAAGGUUACCUAUGUGCUGCUUCAAAGGCAUGCAAACUCUUAUUGGCAAAUAGAGAGAGACGAUGAGAUUCGUUCAGUUGCAUCUCCUGCCAAGCGUCGUCGUCGACCUAUCACCAUUUGUGCCUUUUCUAAUAGCAAGGAUUCAUUCCCUGGGCUGAAAGGUAUGAUGACAAAGUUAGCACAGGAUAAAUUAGUGCCACCUAUGUCUCCUGGAAUUCAACAUCAUUCUACACCUUCCCAGUCUCGACCGACGAGUCAUACAUCAUUACGCCCUGUGAUUUCAGAAACAGACAAUGUAUCUGCAGUGGAUUCAACAUCAUCGUGUGUCUCUGUGACGACUACCGCCACGACCACGCUUGCUCCUCCUCCUCCAGUGCCUCCCAAACCAACUGUGAUUCGCACGGAUAGGGUGUAUGAAGACUAUCAACAAAAGAGUCCCUGGCAAUUCGCUUCCAAUAAUAGUAGCAAUAGCAACCAACUGCAUACGUCAAACAUAGGUAGGCAAUCUCCAGUCAUCAGUCGACCCAGUCAUUUUUAUACGACACCUCGAACAGCGCCUUAUUCACCUGGACAUGAAAAUCCAUCUUAUUCACAGCAAAUACCGAUUACACAACAGCCUUAUGUCCAGGCUUACUUCCAUCCUCAAUUACAGCAACACAUGAAUAAUAUCAGUCAUAUGCUGUCACCUCGAGUUCCAAGCCAUCAUCGUCGUCAUAACAAUGAUCCAGAAGACUCCCAGAUGAGCCGUAUGAUGCAUCUGUGGCAAAGGAACAAGAUUGAUCCAGCAAGCCCAUUACAGAGACACCAAUACGUCUUUGACCGAACCGCCAUUGAAUCAAGCUCUCUCGUCUGGAAAGAUCCAUCCCAGGCCGCACCUUUCCUUUCUCCCGCCUUUGACGUUACUCCAACAAGCUCACCCACGACCCAUCGACAUACACAUCGGUACUCUUUCAAUCCACCCAGUCAUUAUGUAAAGCCACAACAACAUGCUAGUCCUACUGUUGCCACGAGUAAUAAUUCCAAACGGACAUCAUGGCUUCCAGGCUUAUUUCAUUUUAAGCAACCCAAAGUGUGUUCUUUAGAAUGCGAGGCAAGGGAUGAAAGAGAGGCUAUUGGAAAACUGUCGCAGGUGUUACGAGAGCGUAUGGAUGGAUUUAUCACCGAAAGACAAGAACCAGAUGGUAGGAUACGAAGGAAAGGAGAGAUGAGGCUUGUGAACAACGCAAAGUCAAUAUGUUUAAAAUUCAAACUUGAAAUAUAUCAGCUUCUCGCAGCAAAAAAGAGAGGUUUAUACCGCAUCAGUUUUAUACAGCAACAAGGUGAUGCCAUGGCUCUAGCAGCAGCAGUAAGAAUUGUGGACAGGACUCUGCAAGUCUAUGAACAAGAAGCAGAAUUGGUAUCUGCGGCAAACGGUUGGAGCAUUAACCGUGUUGCAAUGUGAGCAUUUUUUUUGUAGAUAAAAUUAUUCCCCUCCCCUUCCAUACAUAUAUACACACACAAUAUAUAUACUUCAUGCAUUAUGUCCUUGCAAACUAUCAAGUUAUCCUUUAAAUAGGUUAAAUUCCUUUAGGAAAGAGAUAGCAUAGAUGCCUUUUUAAAAUUAUGCAGAUUUCUUUUCGUUGAAGCAAAAACCUUAACGAAAACGCUUUAAAGUAUAGUAAAAAAAAAAGGUUUCAUAUUUUACCUCAGUAUUAUCAAAUGUUGUAGUCACCUCCUAUUUGUUUAUGCUUGGGUUUAUGAUCAGCUGAGAACCCUGCAUGAAAAAUAAAGCAAAUCACUAGAAAUAAAUCCCCCC
Molecule: messenger RNA, 1831 nt
Organism: Rhizopus microsporus ATCC 52813
Lineage: Eukaryota; Fungi; Mucoromycota; Mucoromycetes; Mucorales; Rhizopodaceae
Exons: 8
Coding region: 32-1477 (481 amino acids)
Source: RefSeq, a predicted model, not a curated record